Molecule: messenger RNA, 1837 nt
Organism: Prunus dulcis (almond)
Lineage: Eukaryota; Viridiplantae; Streptophyta; Magnoliopsida; Rosales; Rosaceae
Product: cytochrome P450 71A26-like
Exons: 2
Coding region: 39-1595 (518 amino acids)
Molecular function (GO): heme binding; oxidoreductase activity, acting on paired donors, with incorporation or reduction of molecular oxygen; iron ion binding
Source: RefSeq, a predicted model, not a curated record
UUGACAUUGAGUUCUUAGGUAUUGAGGAACCAGUAGCUAUGUUGCACCUAUUUGUAAUUGCCCUUCCCUUCCUCAUCUUCACAAUCUUCCUCAUCAAAAGGCUUACAGAUACACCAAAACACAAAAACCUGCCUCCUUCACCACCAAGUCUACCAAUACUUGGAAACCUCCACCAACUAGGCACUUACCCUCACCGAUCCCUACAACGACUAGCUCAGCACUAUGGUGAACUCAUGGUGCUUCGUUUUGGUAUGCAACCAGUGCUCGUAGUUUCUUCUGCAGAUGCUGCUCGUGAGAUCAUGAAAACAAAUGAUAUCAUCUUCUCUAACAGACCCAGAUCAACCAUUGCAGAUAAACUUUUGUAUGAAGCUAAGAGUGUGUCGUCAGCUCCUUAUGGUGAGUAUUGGAGGCAAAUGAGAAGCAUCUGCGUACUCCAACUUUUAAGUAACAAAAGGGUUCAGUCUUUUCGAGCAGUAAGAGAAGAAGAACUAGCCUUGCUGACUGAGAAAGUGAAACAGUCUUCUCUGUUGUCAUUGCCUGUGAAGUUGAGUGAGUUGUUUGCUUCACUAACUAAUGAUGUGAUUUGUAGGGUGGCUUUUGGGAAAAAGUAUGGUGGAGAUGAAGGUGCAAGGAAAUUUAAGAAGUUGCUUGGGGAGUUUAUGAUCUUGUUGGGUGGUUUUUAUGUAGGGGAUUUUAUUCCAUGGCUUGGUUGGGUUAGUCAAAUUAAUGGUUUAGAUGCAAGAGUGGAGAAAGUUGCUAAGGAGUUUGAUGAGUUUCUGGAUUGUGUAGUUGAUGAGCAUAUGUGUACUCUUAACAUGAAAGGAGAGAGCUGUGGUGAUAAUAAUAUGAGUGUUGAAAGUGAAGAUGGGAAGGAUCUUGUGCAUGUUCUGCUUGAAAUUCAAAAGCAAAACAAGGCUGGCUCUUCCAUUGAUAGGGAUAGCAUCAAAGGUAUCAUUUUGGAUAUUUUUGGUGGUGGAACUGAUACUAGCUACACAGUUCUAGAGUGGGCAAUGACCGAACUCUUAAGGCAUCCGAGAGUCUUGAAAAAACUGCAAGAUGAGAUGAUGGGAAUUGCUAAUGGCAAAGCAGACAUAACCGAGGGCGAUUUAGAUAAAUUUCCUUACUUAAAAGCAGUGAUCAAAGAAACACUUCGAUUGUAUCCUCCAAUACCGUUACUGGUUCCUCGCGAAUCAACUCAAGAGGCUAAAAUAAAGGGCUAUGACAUAGCAGCAAGAACCAUGGUCCUGAUCAAUGCUUGGACAAUUGGAAGAGACCCCUCAAUGUGGGAUGAACCAGAGGAGUUUAAACCAGAGAGGUUUUUGAACUCUUCUGUAGAUUUCAAAGGGCAUGACUUCCAAUUAAUCCCAUUUGGAGCUGGAAGAAGGGGCUGUCCAGGAUCCUUGUUUGCCAUGAUCACUAAUGAGAUUGUAUUAGCAAAUCUUGUGCACAAGUUUGACUGGACAUUGCCCGGUGGAGCAAGAGCUGAGGAUAUAAGCAUGACAGAAUGUACUGGCCUUGUCAUCCACAGAAAAGCUCCUCUUGUAGCUAUGGCAGCGCCAAGGUUUUCUGAGAAUUCCUGCUUUCCCAUUUUAUGAUUGUGAAGGCCUUUCUGCAGUGUCACCUCAAAGUUUCAUAACAGAAGCCCAAAGGAAGCAUAAGAUCAUGAAAUGCUGAGUCAUGCUUAGCCUAUAUAAAAUGAUUCUUUAUAUUGUUCCUUGAUAAAAAAAUAAAUUAAAUGAUAGGAAUUUAGACUGUCGCCCUUAGAUAAGAUGUAUUUUCCGUUAAACUUGGAUGUUAGAUUGGAUUUUGAUUUUAAAGUCUUUUGGAUCCACACGAA